Acaromyces ingoldii is the source of this 4537-nucleotide messenger RNA. RefSeq lists its product as hypothetical. The transcript is spliced from 5 exons. Gene Ontology annotation, cellular component: chromatin; Sin3-type complex. Bases 142 to 4299 code for a protein of 1385 amino acids. The record is from RefSeq and is a predicted model, not a curated record. Gene Ontology annotation, biological process: negative regulation of transcription by RNA polymerase II. NCBI's taxonomy places the organism in Eukaryota, Fungi, Basidiomycota, Exobasidiomycetes, Exobasidiales, Cryptobasidiaceae. Gene Ontology annotation, molecular function: transcription corepressor activity.
CUUUCACUCCCCCCUCGCUCGUGCCCGUCAGCUCCGAUCCCUGCGCGACCUAGCCACACUCUCAUACCGCACACCCGACAUUAGCAACCUGCAUCCCCCUUUUGCGGACGACCUGCAAAGGUCGGAGACGCAACGACAAGCAUGGCGACGCUCAACGUCAAGGAUGCCCUGUCCUAUUUGGACCAGGUCAAGGUCCAAUUCUCGGAUCAGCCCGAGGUAUACAACCGCUUCCUUGAUAUCAUGAAAGACUUCAAGAGCCAGGCCAUCGACACACCGGGCGUUAUUGAGCGUGUCUCGACGCUCUUCCGUGGCCACCCCAGCCUCAUUCAGGGCUUCAACACAUUCCUUCCGCCUGGCUACCGGAUUGAGUGCAGCAGCGAGCCUGGGCAGAGCAACCUCAUCACUGUCACCACGCCCACCGGAACGACGACGCAGACGCGUGGUGGCAUCGGCAUCGCAGGCGCCAUCAAUCGCAUGAGCGCAAAUAACCAAGCCGCCUCUUCGUCGAGAGCCCCAGGUCACCUGCCGCCCGCGGGAGGCGCGAGGGCAGAUGGCCAGCAGUCGGGCGUGGGCCGCCCUGAAGACCGCCAUCCUCCCUCUCUACCCGCUGGCUCCCUCAACCAAGGCCUGCGACCGCACUCUCCUGUAUCGAUGGUCUCCAGCGCCGCACCUGCCACACCCGGUGCUACUGCUGGCGCCGGCGUGCUCAGCCAUGGGGGGUCCAUGGAUGCGCCCGACAUGAAGCGGCCGCCUAUCGAGUUCAACCACGCCAUCAACUACGUCAACAAGAUCAAACAGCGCUUCUCAGGCGAUCCCGACACAUACAAGCAGUUUUUGGAGAUUCUUCAGACGUACCAAAAGGAGCAGAGGCCCAUUCAUGACGUCUACGCACAGGUGACCAUGCUAUUCGACAAUGCCAAGGACCUUCUCGAUGAGUUCAAACAGUUUCUUCCUGACACCAGCAACGGCCAACCAGCUACCGGUGGCCUGUUUGGAAUGCUGGGUCAGGUCACAUCGGGUGUGACCAAUCCCUCGAUGGCUGCUCCCGCCAACCCGGGCGGCAUGGACGCCGGUGUUGGAGGACCGAAGAAGCCAAUGGCUGGCGGCAGCGGUAUGCCACCUUCACAGGGAGGGCCUAGCGGUCGCAAAAAGAGGACCGCCGAUGGCGCUGGCGCAAAGGCUCCUGGUGCAAAGACGAAGAAGAGCAAGCAGCAACAUCACCACAAGCAAGAGCGAUCGCCGGGUCGGGACAUGAGCCCUCCAUUCGGUCACGGGCCACCACCUAUGGGUGCUCCCAUGGCCCCGAUGCAUCCCUACGGGCCUGAAGGCCACAUGAUGAUGGCGCCGCAUCCAGCCGAUGCGGCUGCCAUGCAGGUCGGCUUCCCGCCAGGUCACCCACAGGCGCCAUUGGCCACCGUCGACGAGGUUUCGUUCUUUGAGAGGGUCAAGAAGCACGUUGAUGACCGACCCACCUACAUCGAAUUUCUCAAGCUGCUCAACCUGUACACGCAGGAGAUCAUCGAUGUCCGAACCCUCGUCGACCGCGCGGCCCUCUUCAUUGGCGGACAUCGAGAACUCUUUGCAACAUUCAAGAAUCUGUGCGGCUACGAGAUGGGCAAGCACGGCUGGCUUGAAAACGAGGACCCAAUCAUCGAGAAUGUCCCGGCGCUGCAGAGGGAGCGCGUCGAUCUGAGCACGUGCAAGGUCUAUGGCGCCUCGUACCGCAAGCUGCCCAAGAGCGAGAUCAAUUUGGCCUGCUCAGGUCGUGAUCCCAUGUGCUGGGAGGUUCUCAACGAUACGUGGGUCAGCCACCCCACCUGGGCAUCCGAGGGAGAAUCCUUCAACCCACACCGAAAGAAUGUCUACGAAGACGCCCUGUACCGCUCCGAGGAAGAGCGCCACGAGUACGACUAUCACAUUGAGGCCAACUUGCGGACAAUUGCGCUCCUUGAGCCGAUCGCUGCGCGUAUUUCAAUGAUGGACGCUGAGGAGAGGGCCACUUUUCGUUUGAAACCGGGUCUCGGAGGCCAGAGCAAGAGCAUCUACCAGCGCGUCAUCAAAAAGGUUUAUGGCCGAGAGCAUGGACUUGAGGUCAUUGGUCAACUGCACGACAACCCCUGCGUUGCCGUUCCUGUCGUUCUGGCACGGCUCAAGCAAAAGGACGAGGAGUGGAAAAGAGCCCAGAGAGAAUGGAACAAGGUCUGGCGUGAGGUCGAUGCUCGAAACUACUACAAGAGCCUGGACCACCAAGGUGUCAACUUCAAAGCGGCCGACAAGAAAGCCAUCACGGCAAAGGCCUUCGUUGCCGAGAUUGAGACGCGUAGAACCCAGCAGCAACAGCGUCGCCUGGCGGCCGACCCAUCGCUUCCGCGCCCAAGGCCCAAUCACCAGCUUGUGUAUGGCCUCGACGACAUGCAGGUCCUGACCGAUGUGCUGAAGCUGGCCUUCAGCUUCUUGGAUAGAGCGGCGUACAGCAAGGCCGAUUGUGACCGCAUCGAGUCGCUCCUGCGCACCUUUGUUCCCAAGCUCCUCGACCUGGACCAGGCACAAUUUGACGAGCAGCUCAACGGCGAUGUCAUCCUGGGCAACGGAGCCGAUGACGAUGACAUGGAGUCGCGUGCUGAUGACGAUGCGCGAAGCGAAGCGACCAACGAAGACGACGAGACGGAGAGCACGUCGUCGUCGGCGCCCAAGCGGAGCAACAAGAAAGGAGCGCAACACCAGAACGACCUCCGUCGGAAAUUGCUGCGGAGCCAGGCAGAGACAUCUGGCGCUCCUGUCGCCACUGAGAAUCGCACAGGAAGCCCGGCCCUUGUCGCAGAAGUUAAGAGCGCGGCGGAUGCGGCGGCUAACGCAACAAGCGACUCCCCGGCUAAUGUUGCUUCGACAGAGGACGUCGAGAUGGCCGACGCGAGUGCAAAGGAGGCAGCAUCAACAAACGCCGCCGGUGCUGAGGAAGAGGUCGGAAACACCUCGACGGCAUCGGCGGCGGCAGACGUCGAGGUUGACUCGGCCAAUACUUGGACCAGAGCCGACUCAACGCAGGCAUUCGAUUCUACUUCAGGAGGGCAAAGGCCCGUCGAGGGAGCCUCUACCGAACCUGCGAAGCAGAGGCGGCUCAAUUUCUUCUGCUCGACGCCCCACUACGUCUUUGUGCGCCUGCUGCAGCUUCUCUACGCUCGGCUCCAUAAGAUGAAGUCGCUCGCUGAGCACAUGACCGCGCAACAGCCGCCAGUGAGGCGCAUCAACCCUGUCACGCUGGAACUCGGUCUCCAGGAUCCGGCGUCGGGCCCUGCUGCCGUCGUCGGUGCUGCUGCAGCCUCGUCUGCCGAGAACCAUGGUCAAAGUGUUGCUGUCGGUGAGGAGCCUUCCGGUCUGACGCUUCCCCCGAGCCGAUACUACGACACGCUGCUCGACCUCUGCGAGAAGCUCUUUGAUGGCGAGCUGGACACAAACACCUUUGAAGAGAGCGUGCGAUACAUGUACGGCAUCGAGGGCUACAUCGUCUUCACCCUUGACAAGGUCAUUGGUGCUCUAAUCAAGGCGGCCCACGCCAUCUCAACAGACCAGAAGAGCCAGGAGCUCCAAGCAAUGAUGACAAGUGAUCGGCAGUCUGCCCCGUCAUCAUCGUCGUCAUCUGCUGCUUCUGCUUCGACGGACUUCAAGUCGCAGAUUGCAAAGCGCAUGAUGGCAGAGGCCAUCGUGGGCAAGGACGAGAACCUGUACAGGAUCGAGUGGAUGGCAAGCAGUGGCACUCUACUGAUCCAGCUCCUGUCGCGCGACGAUCUGACUCUGGGCGACGAGGACGGGAGGAGCCAGGAGGAGAAGUGGCUCUACUACCUUGCAAGCUACACGCUCUGGACGCCGACCGAAGGACUGGAGGGAGAGGCAAAGGCGCCGUUCAUGGAGAGGAGCCUGGCCAAGGCGAGAGAGGUUAGCGAUGCGCAGGGGACAGACUAUUACACAUCGAACCACCUCGAGAUCAAGGUUUGCAUCGCCACGUACCGCCUCUUCUUCGUCGAGGACACCGAGGACGUAUUUGCGAGGCUACACACAAAAAAGACGAGGGAAAGACUAGCAAGGAGAGAAACGAGGGAGAGAAGAGCAAGGAAGACCAAGUUCGAGGAGUGGGUCGAGGAGAGGAGCAAGCAUCUCGAGGAGGGGUUGGACGGCUCGAAGGAGCAAGGAGAUGGAGGGAGCGACACGAAACAGCCAACCGCGCCAGCGGCUGCGGAAGGCGAAAAGGCUAUCGAGCAAGGGGAUGCCGCAGAGGAUACUGCAUCUGCAGGGCAAGCGUAGCCCCGCUGCCGAAAAGGCAAUCGGAAUGACCUACUAUUGAGAUGUUUUUCACAUGCCUGACUUCUUGGUUCUCCUGAUUUAUAGAUGAAUGACAUCGGAUUGAGCUCUUUAUGCUUCUACAACAGGUGCUGCAUCUGCCUGUCCUUGAUCCUUGGCGUCGCCCUCGCCCUUCUUCCAGGGCAGUGUGAGCCAAUUGGUGAGUGUGGUGAGAAGCGGCUUGCCUUCCGCGUCCUUCUUU